This is a messenger RNA of Carlito syrichta (Philippine tarsier), 1652 nucleotides long. RefSeq names its product UDP-glucuronosyltransferase 2B4-like. The coding region runs from base 1 to 1593 and encodes 530 amino acids. Gene Ontology annotation, molecular function: UDP-glycosyltransferase activity. The record is from RefSeq and is a predicted model, not a curated record. The transcript has 6 exons. NCBI's taxonomy places the organism in Eukaryota, Metazoa, Chordata, Mammalia, Primates, Tarsiidae.
AUGUCUAUGAAGAGGACUUCAGUUCUUCUGCUGAUCCUGCUGAGUUUUUACUUUAGCUCUGGAAACUGUGGGAAGGUGCUGGUGUGGCCCACAGAAUACAGCCACUGGAUGAAUAUGAAGACAAUCCUGGAUGAACUUGUCCGGAGAGGUCAUGAGGUGAUUGUAUUGACAUCUUCAGCAUCCAUUCUUGUUGACCCCAGCAAACCAUCUACUAUCAAAUUUGAAGUUUAUCCUACAUCUUUAUCUAAAGAUGUCUUUGAGGCUCUUUUUAUGAAACAGAUCAAAAGAUGGAUAUAUGAUCUUCCAAAAUAUAACUUUCUGUCAUAUUUUUCACAUGUCCAAGAAAUCUCUUGGAAUUAUUAUGAACGUAUUAGACAUCUCUGUAAAGAUGUUGUUUCGAACAAGAAACUUAUGGCAAAACUACAAGAGUCAAAGUUUGAUGUCGUUCUUGCUGAUGCCAUCAGUCCCUGUGGUGAGCUGCUGGCUCAACUACUUAAAAUACCCUUUGUAUACAGUUUUCGUUUCUCUCCUGGCUACACAUUUGAGAAGUAUAGUGGAGGGUUUCUCUUCCCUCCUUCCUAUGUACCUGUUGUUCUGUCAGAAUUAAGUAAACAAAUGACAUUCAUGGAAAGGAUAAAAAAUAUGUUAUAUGUGCUUUAUUUUGACUUUUGGUUCCAAUUAAUUGAUACAAAGAAUUGGGAUCAGUUUUACAGUGAAGUACUAGGAAGACCCACUACAUUGUCUGAAACAAUGGGAAAAGCUGAAAUGUGGCUCAUUCGAACCUAUUGGGACUUUGAUUUUCCUCGCCCAUUCUUACCAAAUGUUGAUUUUAUUGGAGGACACCACUGUAAACCUGCCAAACCCCUACCAAAGGAAAUGGAAGACUUUGUCCAGAGCUCUGGAGGAAAUGGUGUUGUGGUGUUUUCUCUGGGGUCAAUGGUCAGUGACCUGACAGAAGAAAGGGCCAAUGUGAUUGCAUCAGCCCUUGCCCAGAUCCCACAAAAGGUUCUAUGGAGAUUUGAUGGCAAGAAACCACAUACUUUAGGACCCAAUACAAAACUGUACAAGUGGUUACCCCAGAAUGACCUUCUUGGUCACCCCAAAACCAAAGCUUUUAUAACUCACGGUGGAAACAAUGGCAUCUAUGAGGCAAUCUACCAUGGGGUCCCUAUGGUGGGCAUUCCUCUGUUUGCGGAUCAAGCUGAUAACAUUGUUCGCAUGAAGACCAAAGGAGCAGCUGUUGCAGUAGACUUUAGCACCAUGUCAAGUACAGAUCUGCUUAAUGCAUUGAAGACCGUCAUCAACGACCCUAUAUAUAAAGAGAAUGCUAUGAAAUUAUCAAGAAUUCAUCAAGAUCAGCCAAUAAAGCCCCUGGAUCGAGCACUGUUCUGGAUUGAGUUUGUGAUGCGCCACAGAGGAGCCAAACAUCUUCGGGCUGCAGCCCAUGACCUCACGUGGUUCCAGUACCACUCUUUGGAUGUAAUUGGGUUCCUGUUGGCCUGUGUGGUCACUGUGAUAUUCAUCAUCACAAAAUGUUGCCUGUUUUGUUUCCAGAAGUUUACUAAACCAGGAAAGAAGGGGAAAAGAGAUUAGUUGCAUCAAAGGCCUGAAACUGGGAUUCCUGAUAGAUGAGACUCCUUCAGUUUAUUCCA